This is a messenger RNA of Thlaspi arvense, 1818 nucleotides long. The record is from the annotation of a GenBank genome assembly. Lineage: Eukaryota; Viridiplantae; Streptophyta; Magnoliopsida; Brassicales; Brassicaceae.
UUGGUUAUGAAGAACGGGAAGCAAUCUUCGCAACCCGAAAAGGGUUCUUCUAGGAUCUUGUCACUGACGGUUCUGUUCAUAGCAUUGUGCGGUUUCUCCUUCUACCUCGGUGGUAUAUUCUGCUCUGAGAGAGACAAGAUCGAAGCCAAAGAUGUCACAAGUACCACUACAAAGGUUGUAGCUUCCCCUAAGGAACCUACGGUCUCACCUCUUCAAGUCAAAUCCGUUUCUUUCCCGGAAUGUGGUUCAGAGUUCCAAGAUUACACCCCGUGCACCGAUCCAAAGAGAUGGAAGAGAUACGGUGUCCAUCGUCUAAGUUUCUUGGAGCGUCAUUGUCCUCCGGUUUAUGAAAAGAACGAGUGUUUAAUCCCGCCACCAGACGGCUAUAAACCGCCUAUAAGAUGGCCCAAGAGCAGAGAACAGUGCUGGUACAAGAACGUGCCUUAUGACUGGAUCAACAAGCAGAAAUCAAACCAGCAUUGGCUCAAGAAAGAAGGCGACAAGUUCCAUUUCCCUGGAGGUGGUACGAUGUUUCCUCGUGGAGUUAGCCAUUACGUUGAUCAGAUGCAAGAUCUGAUCCCUGAAAUGAAAGACGGAACAGUCAGGACCGCCAUUGAUACUGGAUGCGGAGUUGCGAGCUGGGGAGGAGAUCUUUUGGACCGUGGGAUCUUAUCACUCUCUCUUGCUCCAAGAGAUAACCAUGAAGCUCAGGUCCAGUUCGCUCUUGAGCGUGGAAUCCCUGCGAUUCUCGGGAUCAUCUCUACUCAACGUCUCCCUUUCCCUUCGAAUGCUUUUGAUAUGGCUCAUUGCUCAAGAUGUCUUAUUCCGUGGACAGAGUUUGGUGGAAUCUAUUUGCUUGAGAUUCACCGUAUAGUCCGUCCCGGAGGUUUCUGGGUUCUCUCAGGUCCACCGGUGAACUACAACAGACGGUGGCGAGGAUGGAACACGACCAUGGAAGAACAAAAAUCCGACUACGACAAGCUUCAGUCGCUACUAACCUCCAUGUGUUUCAAGAAGUACGCACAAAAGGACGACAUAGCCGUGUGGCAGAAGCUCUCGGACAAAUCUUGCUACGACAAGAUCGCAAAGAACAUGGAAGCUUACCCUCCCAAAUGCGACGACAGCAUCGAGCCCGAUUCCGCCUGGUACACUCCUCUCCGUCCCUGCGUCGUUGCCCCGACCCCUAGAGUCAAGAAAUCGGGUCUCGGGUCUAUCCCGAAAUGGCCCGAGAGGCUUAACGUCGCGCCGGGGAGGAUCUUCGAUGUUCACGGAGGUAGCGCGGCGGGUUUGAAACACGACGACGGCAAGUGGAAGAACAGAGUGAAGCAUUACAAGAAGGUUUUGCCUGUUCUUGGGACGGACAAGAUAAGGAACGUUAUGGAUAUGAACACGGUUUACGGAGGUUUCGCUGCGGCUUUAGUCAAGGAUCCUGUUUGGGUCAUGAACGUUGUCUCGUCUUACAGCGCAAAUACGCUUCCUGUUGUCUUUGAUCGUGGUCUCAUCGGGACCUAUCACGACUGGUGUGAAGCUUUCUCGACGUAUCCAAGAACUUAUGAUCUUCUUCACCUUGACAGCCUUUUUACCCUUGAGAGCCAAAGGUGUGAGAUGAAGUACGUUCUGCUCGAGAUGGAUCGGAUCUUGCGACCCAGUGGAUAUGUUAUAAUCCGAGAAUCGAGUUAUUUCAUGGACGCAAUCACGACGUUGGCGAAGGGGAUGAGGUGGAGUUGCCGGAGAGAAGAGACAGAGUAUGCCGUCGAGAGCGAGAAGAUUCUGGUUUGCCAGAAAAAGCUUUGGUUUUCUUCUAACCAAACCUCUUGA